AUGAAGCUAUUUAUUAAAAUAAGCAGAAGAGGACUGGCUCGCGGAGAUAAUGUUUAUUAUUUGAAAGAAUUACCAAAUUAAUGUUGGCCAGUUUGUGGAGCUGAUAGAAUAAUCAUUAUUUUUAAGAGGUAGUUUAAGGCUCAUAAAUUAUAUGCCCAUAAUGAAACCACUACUUACUUAGGAUAUCAUUUAUUCAGUUCAGGAAUGAACAAGAUGAGAAAUCAAAGAUUAAGCAAUUUCAUGAAGAGUAUUAAAGGCCAUACUGAAUAAACCAGUAGUUGGGACAAAUGA
Molecule: messenger RNA, 291 nt
Organism: Paramecium tetraurelia
Lineage: Eukaryota; Ciliophora; Oligohymenophorea; Peniculida; Parameciidae
Exons: 1
Source: RefSeq, a predicted model, not a curated record